This is a messenger RNA of Neospora caninum, 2739 nucleotides long. RefSeq names its product putative very long-chain acyl-CoA synthetase. The transcript has 4 exons. The record is from RefSeq and is a predicted model, not a curated record. Gene Ontology annotation, molecular function: long-chain fatty acid-CoA ligase activity. The coding region runs from base 1 to 2739 and encodes 912 amino acids. Gene Ontology annotation, cellular component: endoplasmic reticulum; membrane. NCBI's taxonomy places the organism in Eukaryota, Apicomplexa, Conoidasida, Eucoccidiorida, Sarcocystidae.
AUGGCGCUGUUGUUUGAUCCGUCAGACAUGCCCCCGACGGGGCGACUGGUUUCCCUGGGGACGGAGGGGCUGGACGCGUGCCCGGGUGUACAUACAGUGCUUUCUCUGCAGGCCGCUGCGCGUCUGAAUCGGCAGCUGAAGCCGAACAAGUCGGGAGAGGAUUUGUUUUGGACAACGGACGUGACGAAGGAACUACCGAUUCGCGUCGCAGAGUCCGGCCCCGCGUCUCUGCCGCCGCUGACCGUCGUGGACUUCUUUGCUGACACCGUGCGCCGCUACCCUGACUCGCCAGCGCUCGCCUUUCAGCCUCACUCCGCUCCGCGUGUGCUCUCUCGGGACGCGCCCCUCGGAGGUCGCGAAAAACUCGGAAACGAGCGCGCGGAGUCCCGGGGCGGUGGUCACCCAGGCCGUCCUGGGAAGGCGACCGGAGAGAAAGAGAAGGGGGGAUCUGCGAAAGGAGCAACGCCCCAAGGCUCUGAAAACCCCCGAUCGGUAAAGACAAGCGCGGAGACCGAACUGACAGUCUCGCGCGCCACGGCGGAAGAUCCCGCCCGCGAAAAAGACGACGGUGGCUCCAUGUUGACCUCGCUCUCGCCUCGAAAGAGCCUGGACGCGGCGGCGCCGCCGUCGUACAUCGAGGGCCCGCUCCCGGGCUGGUGUAUGUACACCUGGCAGGGGUACUGGAACGACAUCUGCAUGUUUGCAAAGGCGCUGCUGUACCUCGGGUGCGAUCGGCGGUCGCGCAUUGCGCUGAUGGGCUGCAACAGCCCGGCGUGGGCGAUUGGCUACUUUGGCGCAAUCUUCAUCGACGGCAUCGCCGUCGGAAUUUACACGACCAACUCCGUCGAGGCGACUGCGCACGUCGUGGAGCACGCCCGGUGUCGCGUCGCCGUCGUCGACUCGCUCGCAAACAUGGAAAAACUUCUGCAGGUGAAAAAGAAGCAGCAGGAAGCCCGCGAAAGGCGCCUCCAACGCGCCGUCGACGCCGCCGAGGGCCAAGCGGGGCAGAACGGUCCAGCAGAGACGACGGGAAAGCGCGAGACGAACGGGUCCUCCUGGCCACCUCUCUCGCCGGAUCCGAAGAAGCGCCGAACCGAAGGCGGUGCGGGUUUGGGCGAGUCGUCCGAUGGUUCUCACGCGUUGUCCGAGGCGUUCGGCGGCGCCGAAGAGACCGGAGCUUGCGACGUGCUCCAGAUGAUUGUGGUGUAUCGAGAGCGCGUCCCCGAGGGCUACGAGGACGACGGCGUCAUCUCCUUCGAGGACUUCGUGCAGCUUGGCAGCGCCGUGAACGAUGUCUUGCUCACCGCGCGAAUGGAGACUCAGAAACCGGGCGAGUGCUGCUCACUCGUGUACACGAGCGGAACGACCGGGUUCCCGAAAGGAGUCAUGCUGUCUCACGACAACUUCACGUGGACGGCGGCCUGCUCUUCGCACAUGAUGAAGAUAGACCACACGCACCGUCUCGUCUCCUUUCUCCCCCUGUCGCACGUCGCCGCGCAGCUGGUCGACCUUUACAUGCCCGUGACAAUGGGCUGUUGCGUCUACUUUGCGAGGCCUGACGCUCUCCAGGGCUCUCUGAUCGAAACGGUCAAGCACGUCAGACCUACCUGGUUCCUGGCCGUUCCGCGUGUCUGGGAGAAAAUCGAACAGAAGCUGAAGGAAGUGGCUGCAGCCCGAGGAAGCGGGUUCAAGAGCCGCAUUGCGGAGUGGGCGAAAAACGUCGGGUUUCGAGGCACAGAGGCGCUCCUGAACGGACACACGCAAGACAUCCCUGCAGCCUUUACCUUCGUCAUGAGACUCAUUCUCCACCAGGUUCGCAAAGCUCUCGGCAUGGACCUGUGUUUGGGAUUGGGUAGCUGUGCCGCGCCGUUGGAUCCCGAGACGCAAAAGUAUUUUAUGAGUCUCGGCAUGCCGAUAAACUCGAUUUACGGGUUGAGUGAAAGCACAGGACCGCAAACCUUCAUUCUCCCUGCGCCGGGGUGGUACAAAGUUGGAAGCAUCGGUCACGCGCUGCCUGGGACAGAUAUGUACGUGGCGAACGAGAACGAGGAGGGCCAUGGCGAGAUUUGUUUCCGCGGCCGCAACAUUUUCAUGGGGUACUACAAAGACGAGAAGUCGACUCGGGGAACAGUGGACGAGAACGGCUUUCUUCACACCGGCGACUUGGGCUACGUGGACUCCGACGGCUUCGUCUACCUUACGGGGCGAAUCAAGGAACUGAUCAUCACUGCAGGCGGCGAGAACGUCGCGCCGCUGCUCAUUGAGAGCCUCCUUAAACAAGAGAUGCCGCAGCUCCUCUCCAACUGCAUGGUAGUGGGCGACCGGAGAAAGUUUCUCGGCGUCCUCAUCUGUCUGUACACCGCAAAGGACAAAGACGACAACCCGACGAACGUCCUGGCGCCCGAUCUCGUGCGCUUUCUGAAGAAAAAGGGCCUUAACGCCGCAACGACUCAAGACGCCAUGGACGCACCCGGCGUCAACCACCUCAUCCGAGAGGCCAUUGAACGCGCCAACAUCAAAACCAUCUCCAGGGCGCAGUCUGUGCAGGGGUGGCGGAUUUUGCCGGCAGAUUUUGCGAUCAGCACGGGCGAGCUGACGGCGACGAUGAAGUUGCGCCGAAAGUUUGUCGAGACGAAAUUCGCCUCGUUUGUGGAAGACAUGUAUCUGUCGCCCUUGCCGCGCUGCCUUGCGUCUGCAAAGGCUGAGGAAACCCCAGGCGCGCUGCAGGCAAAGUUGUGA